UUUAUAUAUAUAUAUAUAUAUAUAUUAUAAAUUCUCUCUUUUAGGUUUGGGAUUUCACAGUUUUUUAUUUUUUAAUUUUGUGAUUUUGAGAGAGAAAAUACAGAGAGGGAAGGAAUCUGUUCUGUAAAAAUGCAAUCUGGUUUCACCGGUGGUGGAGCGCCGGAUUUCUACACCGCCGGCAGAUCCAUCCCCAACCCAUCUCAGCCGAAUCCAUACAGAUCGCAGCUCUCCGGUGGUGCUUUCUUAGAUCCGACCGCCACUCAGAUCGGUCGCCAAAUCCCCUCUUCCCUCCUCGGAAAACGGAAUCUCGCCGAUCUUCAACAUACCCACCACCAUAAUCUUCCUCUCAACAACCUCUUCCUCCGCUCUGUUAAGCCCAGAGCUUUUGCUCAUCCGAUUUCCCCACUUUCCAAUUUGGAUUUCUACUCUACUAUGUCUCUGCCGUCGACGGAUGUUCAAUCCCACCGUCUUUAUGGCACGAGCUCCACCGCGCUUCUUCAGCAGUUUCGUCAACAGCCGAAUGGGGUGGUUCCGGCGAGGGAUUUGCAGAGUUUGGACUCCGAGAAGAAGAUGAUUAUGAAUCAUCGCCUUCAGGAAUUGGAGAAAGAGCUUCUUGAAGAUAUUGAUGAUGAUGAUGGAAGCGACGCCGUUUCGGUGAUUACGAACUCGAAUAGUCCAUGGUGUGAAACGAUUUAUAAUCUGAUUAGUCCCACGGUGGCGCAGAAUCGAAGUCCGACUUCCUCUGCUUCUUCUUCCUGUUCUUCGUCUACGUCGUCCUCUGUCGCUUCCAAAGCCUCUGAUUCUUGGAAACAAUCUGUAAUCGAGGCAGCCGCCGCGAUUUCCGAUGGGAAAUUAGAGGGUAUUGAUGAGAUUCUUGCUCCGGUGGUUGUUUCCAAUGUGAAAUUGGCGGAAUUUAUGGUGUUUGCUCUGAAAUCGCGUGUGAAUCCAGUGGAAUUCCCGCCGCCGGUGGUGGAGAUUUACGGUGAGGAACACACGGCGGCGACCCAGUUGCUGUAUGAUGUUUCUCCCUGCUUUAAACUCGCUUUCAUGGCGGCGAAUCUCGCGAUUCUUGAAGCGAUCGGAGAAGACGAUCGGAAAAUGCACGUUGUGGAUUUCGACCUCGGGAAAGGCGGUCAGUAUAUGAACCUAAUUCACCUCCUCUCCAACCGCCAGAAAGGGAAGGUUUCUGUGAAGCUAACGGCGGUUGUAGCGGCGGAGAGCGACGGCGAGGAGAGGUUAAAACAGAUCGGCGAGUCGCUGAGUCAACUCGCGGAUGAACUCGGCGUUGGGUUCGAAUUCAACCUCGUAAGACAUAAACUCGCCGAGUUAACACGGGAGUUACUCAGCUGCGAGCCGGACGAAUUACUGGCGGUGAAUUUCGCAUUCAAGUUAUACCGAAUGCCGGACGAGAGCGUGUCGACGGAGAAUCCCCGUGACGAGCUUCUCCGUAGCGUCAAGGCGUUGGCACCCACCAUCGUGACGGUAAUGGAGCAAGAAUUGAACAUGAAUACGGCUCCAUUUUCAGCUCGGGUAGCCGAGUCGUGUAUCUACUACAGUUCGUUGUUCGAGUCUAUUGAUUCGACCAUGCAGAGAGACCAUCCGGACCGGGUGAAGGUUGAGGAAGGGCUGGGACGAAAGUUAGCCAAUUCCCUAGCUUGCGAGGGGAGAGACCGAGUGGAAAGAUGCGAGGUGGCUGGGAAGUGGCGAGCCAGGAUGGGGAUGGCUGGGUUCGAGGCAAGGCCGAUCAGUCAAACCGUAGCUGAGUCGAUGAAAACUCGGCUGAGUUCAGGCUACCGAGUCAACCCGGGGUUCACCGUGAAGGAAGAAAACGGAGGAAUUUGCUUUGGCUGGAUGGGCCGGACUCUCACCGUCACCACGGCGUGGCGUUAGUUUGUUUUUUUUUUUCUUUUCCCUUUUCUUUUUAAUUUUUAAUAUUACCUAAUUUUCUAAAGUAUUAAUAUUAAUAUUAAUAUUAACAUUUUCCCGAGAAAAUGGAAAGGAAAAUGGUGGGGUGUUUGGAUUCCGAGAAAAUUCUUGUAAUUUAAAUUAAAAAAAAGGGGAAAAAAAAGAUAAAUAUUUUCCUAAUUUUGGGGGUGUGUGAAAGCGGAAGUUUGGUGAGUGCCAUCUUGUUGAAACCGGUGGCCCCACUUUUAAUAUUUUCCUAAUUUUAUUUCUUAUAAUAAAAUUAUUGUGAACA
Cucurbita maxima (winter squash) is the source of this 2197-nucleotide messenger RNA. Its product is annotated as scarecrow-like protein 8. The transcript has a single exon. Gene Ontology annotation, cellular component: nucleus. Gene Ontology annotation, molecular function: DNA-binding transcription factor activity; sequence-specific DNA binding. Bases 130 to 1890 code for a protein of 586 amino acids. Gene Ontology annotation, biological process: regulation of DNA-templated transcription. The record is from RefSeq and is a predicted model, not a curated record. NCBI's taxonomy places the organism in Eukaryota, Viridiplantae, Streptophyta, Magnoliopsida, Cucurbitales, Cucurbitaceae.